UCCUAGAGUUUGGAAGUCAGCAUCAGCAAAGCCGCUGAAUACUUAGCCCAAAGGUACCAGUCUCUAACCAGACCAUACACUGUGGCUCUUGCGUCCUAUGCCUUAGCCAUGGUGGGGACACUGGACACUGAGAAGACGCUCAUGAGAGCUUCGACAGAGGGAAAUCGCUGGGAAGAGCCAAACGCCCACACCUUCAACACUGAGGGCACCUCGUACGCCUUGCUGAAAAUGAAGAAGUAUGAGUUGACUGGUCCCAUAGUCAGAUGGCUGAGAGAGCAGAACUACUAUGGAGGAGAAUAUGGAUCUACCCAAGCGACCAUCAUGGUGUUCCAGGCUCUUGCGCAGUACCAGAUAGACAUCCCCCUACACAAGGAGCUGAAUUUGAUUGUUUCUAUUUUCCUGUCACAUCAUUCUAGGCCUAUAAAGUACAGAAUCUCAAAUGAGGAUGCUCUAGUGGCCAGAACAGCAGAGCUCAAAUGGAAUGAAGACUUCACUGUGAAGGCAGAAGGAACUGGACAAGCAACAGUAACGAUAAUUUAUAACGCAAAGCGAAAGGAAGAUGAAUCUCAGUGUAAGAAGUUUGACCUGAGGGUAUCGGUUGAAGAAGCCCAGGGUGUUAAGAAGCCGGAUGGAGCGAUGCGUUCAGUCUAUAUUAAAAUCUGCAUCAGGUUCCUCGGUGUGGUUGAUGCCACAAUGUCUAUCAUCGAUGUCUCCAUGCUCACUGGCUUCUCACCGGACAUGGAGGAUCUUAAGAGACUUUCCCAAGGGGUCAACAGAUACAUUUCCAAGUUUGAAAUCAACAAAGCCCCAUCCGACAGAAGCAACCUCAUAAUCUAUGUGGACAAGGUUUCUCACAGAGAGGAGGAAUGCCUGCAGUUUAAAGCUCACCAGUUUUUCGAAGUGGGGCUCAUUCAGCCGGCAUCCGUCACAGUCUACGACUAUUACAGCAUAGAUGACCGGUGCACCAAGUUCUACCACCCGUCUAACCAGAGCGGGCUCUUCAAUAUGAUCUGUCACAGGGGCAUCUGCCGGUGUGCAGAAGAAAGCUGCUUCAUGCAGCAGAAGAUAGAGGGUCCAAUCACCCAGAACAGACGAAUGGAGGAAGCCUGCAAACCUGGAGUGGAUUAUGUGUAUAAAACCAGGCUUGUUAGAAUUCAACAAGUGGAUAGUUCUGACUACUACAUCAUGGAAAUUGUGGAACUCAUUAAGGCAGGGACUGAUGAAGAUCCACAAGGAAAUACCCGCCCAUUCAUCAGCCACAUAAAAUGCAGGGAGUCUCUGAGGCUGGAGCGUAACAAAGACUACUUGAUCUGGGGACUCAGCACCGACUUGUGGCCCAGGGAAGCUGAGCUAUCCUACAUCAUUGGCAAGGACACCUGGAUCGAGAAGUGGCCCAACGAGGACGAAUGCCGGAAGCCGGAUUUCCAGAACCUCUGCCAGGAAUUCCUUGAGUUCUCUGAAGCCAUGACCAUGUUUGGCUGCCCAGUCUAAACUUGGACCCAGCUUUCCCAGCAGCCCCAAGGGGACAGUUUGAGCUGAGAUGGAGCAUAACCCUCAAGGUGGAGACAUCUCCACUCAGAGUCCCAGUGCUGCUGACACUCGCCACUAGCCCUGUCCUCUUCGGGGGUUUCACUCUCUUUUCUUCUUAUUUUUUUCCAUAUAUAUAUAUAAAUAAAUAAAAGGCUGAUUUCUUA
Mauremys reevesii (Reeves's turtle) is the source of this 1694-nucleotide messenger RNA. RefSeq names its product complement C3-like. The transcript has 13 exons. NCBI's taxonomy places the organism in Eukaryota, Metazoa, Chordata, Testudines, Geoemydidae. The coding region runs from base 109 to 1491 and encodes 460 amino acids. Gene Ontology annotation, cellular component: extracellular region. The record is from RefSeq and is a predicted model, not a curated record. Gene Ontology annotation, molecular function: protein binding.